CUUGAGGUAUGAGAUAGGGGUAUGUUGUACGUGGUAACAUGUGGACAGUCUCUAUACGAAGUGGUCAACCUGAAUUCAGCCAGGAAGCGAUCUCGAAGUGAGCUAUUCGAUUCUGCCUAGCACUGUUUAUGAGAUGACGAUAUAGCAAAAUUAAUUGUAUUCCGUGUCAAAUAAGACAAUCGAUCAGAUGACGAGCAUUCAAUGAAUACCGCGGAUGCAUCCGCCAAACAAGGACUUAACUGCGGGUGUCUCUCCGACGGGGAUGAGCUUCGAGAAUCCACGAAUGCGAUGAUUUAGUGAUGCUUCCAUCCACCGGUUACUUUAAAGCCAUCAAUUGCCCGUUUUACGAGAACGGUUAUUGCGAGAGGCCUUAUUGUCAUUUCCGGCACACACGACCUAGUCGAGAUGCCGUGGGCACAUCUACAACAACUGCAGCACAGGUUAGCCAGGAGGUACAGAAACCUCAAAAUACAAACUCCACCUCAGUAACAGCUACAACCCCAACAGCAAUCGAGCAUCUCGUAUCAGAAGCAGUAAAGAAAGUGUUGGCGGAACAAACUUUAAAAGAUACAGAAAAAAUUGUUAAUAAAGUAGUAGAAGGCUUAAAACCAAAACUUGUUCCUGCUGUAAUAACUGGAGCUCCACCUGUUUCAAAACCUAGUAUUCUUAUUAAUGAUCCAAUAGUAGCUCAACAUGGGAAUUUGCCAGUGGCAUCUACGACUAAACCAUCAAAAUGUACCUACAAUCCAACUCCAAUAUCGGAAUUACAGAGAAGACACAUACCAGUUCCGUCGUAUCAACCCUCGAAAGAGAGCAGGGCUGUAAAAAGGAAAUCUCCGGAUAUGGAAUUACCAUGGAUGGAUGUCAUUCGAAAUGUUAGCAAGAAAGAAUCUAAAGUUGGUUACACACCUACUUCCAUUACUUAUGCUCCAUCUGUGCAGACAUAUGAAGAGAGAAGAGCAGAAAAAAGGAGAAGAAGAAAAGAGAAAGAUUCUUAUCGACCAAAGCAGAAAAAGAGGAGAGAAGAAUAUGUUCCUAGAAGACCAAAAGUCCCUUUAAAGGAUAAGCAACCUCUGGAUGAUGAUAUUGAUGUAUUUAAUGAUAUCUUUGGUGAUACAAACCCCAAUUCAAGUAUCACUAUUGAUGAUGAUUCUCAAGACUUGAUGGAAAUAGAGCCAAAGUUUUCUGAUGAUGAAAGUGUUGAAAAUGCAACCAAAGAUGAUAAGGCAAAAGAUACAUUUCAAAACACAGUAUCUGAUGAUAGAGGGGUUAGUAAAUCAAAUGAGGAUUAUGAAAUUGACGAUAACGAAGAUGACAGAAGUUCUAAUCAUUCAGAUAGGGAGCCUCAAUUUGAUAAUUUAGAUGAAGAACUACAUUCAGACCAUGAUGAUAGAGGAAAAUCAGAAAAACAUAAAGAUUUCUCAAGGUGUAGCAAAGAUAUAUCAAAAAGUAAGCCCCCAGAAAAAACUUCCAGCAGAGAAGAUUCCAAACGUAAUAAACACAAGGACAAAGAAAAGGAUGGUUCUAGAGAUGUUAAGGGUAAAGAUGACUCAAAAGGGAAUAGAAGCAAAGAAAAUGAUUGGAGAAAUGUCAAAAUUAAAGAGGAAGGUUCGAAGCAUAGUAAAAGUAGAGAUGAAGAUUUUAAACACAAAGAUAGUAAAAGUAAGGACAAGGAUAGAGAAUCUGAUAAAAAAGAUAAAGACAAAGAAAAAAUUAAAGAAAGGGAUAAACAUAAGCUAAUUUCAAAAAGCAGUGAUAAAGAGCGUUCAUCGUCAUCUAAAGACAGUAGGGGGAAAGACAGGGACAAAGAUAAAGAUAGAGAAAGAGAAAAAGACAGAGACAAAGAGAAAGAAAAAGAGAGAGAAAAAGACAGAGACAAGGAGAGAGAAAAAGAUAGAGACAGGGAUAAGAGUAAAGACAGUAAGAAGAGCAAAGAAAGUACUCAUAAUAUAAAAAAAGAAAUAAAAUUAGAAAAGGAACGAUCUAGCUCAAAGGAUUCAAAAGAUAGAAAUAAAUAUAAAACUGAUGACAAGUAUAAAAUUAAGUCGAGCCUAUCGGAUUCAAAGAACAAAUCUAGCACUAAACAUUCACAUAAAAGUAUUGAUGAGCCUGGAUCUAACUCUAGUCAUAAAUCCAGUAAAUCUAAUAGAGCUUCGUCCGCAGAUUCAGAACAGCAUUCCAGUGAUGAACAAAUUAAAAGUGAAGAACCAUAUGAUUAUGAAAAGAAACUGGAUAGUCCGGAGUAUGAGGAGUUUUCACCGAUUUACGACGAACAACUUUUGGAAACUGACUCAGACUAUGACGUUGAAGAGGAAUGUAGGAAAAUAUUCCAGGAGUACGAAGAAGAUGAUGUACCUAAAGAUACCACAAGCAAAGCGCCUCCAAAGCCGGAAUUUGAAGAAUUCGAAGAGGUCAGCAAGAAGAGAGUAGCUCAUUCAUCAGCUGUUGCUAGUCUAAUCAAACAAGUUGGACCAAAUCAGCCUGUAAAGCGAGCUAUAAAUCCACAGCAACGUAUGUACGAGAGGUGGAGGCUAAUGAAAGAAAUUGCUGCUCAAAAAACUAUGGAAAAAGCUGAAAAAGCUACUGGUGUAAAGGCUGCCGAGAGUAGCUUCGUGAAAAAAAUUGCACAGAGUAGCUCAACCGACCAUCAAGUCAACGGCAACGGUCGAAUUAGAAUAGCACAAGUACCCUAUGCCAUGUCAUUAACACUAGAAAAGAAAAAAGUAAUGGAGCAGGCUGCCAAAAUAGAAAUGAAAACCGUCGCUCAGACGAAGAAAGGAGCACGGAUCGCACAUGUGCCCCAAGUGAUCCCUCAGCUCAUCAGACCAGAACCCUUGAAUAUCUCAGGAACGCAAAAGUUCCCGUUAAACGUGCGUCAAUUUUACGUAAAUGCGAUGCAAGAUAUUUGCAUUCAGAUCUACGACAGUCACGAGGAUGCGGCUCAGAGAGCCUUGCAGGAAGAGUUGGCAUGUUACGAAAGGUGUAAAGCUGUCAAUGUUUAUAAAAACUCGUGUAUGCUUACUGUGCACAGACUUCGCAAAGAGGUUGAUCAGAAGACUGUCGAUCCGACAACAUCAUAUAGUGGAUUAAUUUCCCAUGAGGCUGUGCUUGCAGGAAAAGUCAAGGGUUCAUGGAGUGUCGUUAAGCAGAAGAAAGCCUCUAGCGUAGAGGUCAAGGGGACUGCAUUGUAUUGUAUGUUAAGAAAGUGGAUAUUAAGUGAGCAAGAAUUGAAGGACAAUGGCUAUCCAAGGCCACAUCCCGAUGGACCAAAAGGACGAGCAAAGUUAUACGUAGUAAACAAUAGGGGACAGUCCACUCUUUCAAAAGUGCCUAAUGAACGUUUCUGCUGUCGCUGUCAUAAACCAUAUUAUGUAGAUAAAUAUGGCUUUCCUUUGCGCAAGGAAAAUUGUAUCUAUCAUUACGCGCGAAAGUUCACAUUCAGAGGUGAAACGAAGUAUAUGUGUUGUAAGCAAGAUGGUUCUUCGGAUGGUUGUUGCGAUGCAACUACUCAUGUUUGGGACUUUGUCGAUGUUGAAAAUCUUAGAGGAUAUGUCGAAACGUUCGAUAAGGAUAAUAUCUCAGUGGACGAACAUGGAGUUUAUGCUCUUGAUUGUGAGAUGUGUUAUACAACGCAGGGUUUAGAAUUAACGCGUGUGACUGUGAUUGAUGAAAAUCUUCAAGUCAAUUACGAAUCAUUGGUGAAACCAUCCCAUCCAAUUAUUGAUUAUAAUACUAGAUUUUCUGGCAUAUCCGAAAAGGAUAUGGAGAAUGUAACAACAACGUUGCUCGAUGUACAAGCUACUUUCCUAUCAAUGUUUUCGUCGAAAACCAUACUUAUUGGACACAGUCUUGAAAGUGAUUUUAAGGCAUUAAAACUACUUCAUAAUACUGUAGUUGAUACCAGUGUUAUGUUCCCGCAUAAAAAUGGACCUCCUUUCAAGAGAGCUUUGAAGAACUUGGUGUCUGAACACCUUCGACGAAUUAUUCAAAAUGAUCUUGGCGGACAUGACAGUAAAGAGGAUGCUCUUGCUUGUAUGGAAUUAGUUUUUUGGAAAAUUAAGGAAGAAUUAAAACUUCAAUGAAGUUAUUAUUAAGAUCAACGUUAUUCAUAAACUGGCAUUGCAAACCAUUGCACUGCCAAAUGUAUUAUAUUACUUUGUAAAAUAUUGUAAUAUACGCGGAAGACUUUUCUUAUCGUAGUGUUUGUUUAAGAUACUCGAAUACAUUUUUUUUACAAACGAAUUUUGUGUAAUGAAGUAAGUGUCAGAUUGAAAAGAAAAAUUUGCCCAUACGUUAUUAGUUUUGCUUUGUCCGAUGUAGUUUCUUUCAUUUUUCCUAUUUUUAUGCUAAAUAGUCGUUAUUUAAUUAUAAUGUAAUCGUUCGUAUGGGAUUAGUCAACAGAAUUAUAAUGACAUGUACGUGUUUUUUAACGUAUAAAUUAUUUUGAAAUGAAGAUUGGCUAUAACUAUAAAAUAUAAUUCUUUUUUUAAAUGUUGAAAAAAAAA
This is a messenger RNA of Phymastichus coffea, 4505 nucleotides long. RefSeq names its product RNA exonuclease 1 homolog. The record is from RefSeq and is a predicted model, not a curated record. Gene Ontology annotation, cellular component: nucleus. NCBI's taxonomy places the organism in Eukaryota, Metazoa, Arthropoda, Insecta, Hymenoptera, Eulophidae. The transcript has 10 exons. Bases 300 to 4082 code for a protein of 1260 amino acids. Gene Ontology annotation, molecular function: exonuclease activity; metal ion binding; nucleic acid binding.